UGCUUCAAGUAGGUAGAAGAGAGCCGGAAAGAGGGAGGGUUAAGGCUCGGGCCCGGCAGCCGGAGGGAGUCGCAGAUCAGCUGCUACUGUCUCCGCCGUCGCUGCCCGGACCCUCCAGGGGGGGAGAGAUGGCUGAAAUCAGUGACCUUGACCGUCAGAUUGAACAACUGCGGCGCUGUGAACUCAUCAAAGAGAGUGAGGUUAAAGCCCUCUGUGCAAAGGCCAGAGAGAUCUUGGUGGAAGAAAGUAAUGUCCAGAGAGUAGAUUCCCCAGUAACAGUUUGUGGGGACAUCCAUGGCCAGUUUUAUGACCUGAAAGAGCUUUUCAGAGUGGGUGGAGAUGUACCUGAGACCAACUAUCUUUUCAUGGGAGACUUUGUUGAUCGAGGCUUCUACAGUGUUGAAACAUUCUUGCUGCUGCUGGCACUCAAAGUUCGCUACCCGGACAGAAUCACCCUUAUCCGUGGCAAUCACGAAAGCAGGCAGAUCACCCAGGUAUAUGGGUUUUAUGAUGAGUGCUUGAGAAAAUAUGGCUCUGUCACCGUGUGGCGUUACUGCACUGAGAUUUUUGACUACCUCAGCCUCUCUGCUAUUAUUGACGGCAAGAUUUUCUGUGUCCAUGGUGGCUUAUCCCCAUCCAUCCAGACGUUGGACCAGAUCCGAACAAUAGAUCGCAAACAAGAGGUCCCUCAUGAUGGCCCCAUGUGUGAUCUUCUAUGGUCUGACCCUGAAGACACUACAGGCUGGGGGGUCAGUCCUCGAGGUGCUGGUUAUUUAUUUGGCAGCGACGUGGUGGCACAGUUCAACGCAGCAAAUGAUAUUGACAUGAUUUGCCGGGCACAUCAGCUUGUCAUGGAGGGAUACAAAUGGCAUUUCAAUGAGACAGUUCUUACAGUGUGGUCAGCCCCCAACUAUUGCUACCGUUGUGGGAAUGUUGCAGCCAUCUUGGAACUGGAUGAACACCUUCAAAAGGAAUUUAUCAUCUUUGAAGCAGCCCCUCAAGAAACCCGAGGCAUCCCAUCUAAGAAGCCUGUUGCAGACUACUUCCUGUGAAUGCUGCUCCCCCCUCUUCCCCCUUGUGCAGCUUCUGUUUCCUAUUCUGGAUGGAGUGGUCAGCUUCUCUUUUAGCCUUUGGCAGGGGUUCAGCUCUCUUCUUUCCUUCUCUCCCUUACCCUGGCCCUUGCCCAAUAAAUUCUCAGUUCUGGAUCCCUUAGACUGGAUUAGCCAUCUUUUCCCAACAUUGCUGAUUCCUGGGCAAUCCCUAGGAUUGCCAUAAUUGGUAUGUCCUUU
Messenger RNA from Pseudonaja textilis, 1289 nucleotides. Lineage: Eukaryota; Metazoa; Chordata; Lepidosauria; Squamata; Elapidae. The record is from RefSeq and is a predicted model, not a curated record.